Lingula anatina is the source of this 2095-nucleotide messenger RNA. RefSeq names its product synaptotagmin-1-like. Gene Ontology annotation, cellular component: exocytic vesicle; plasma membrane. The record is from RefSeq and is a predicted model, not a curated record. Gene Ontology annotation, molecular function: SNARE binding; calcium ion binding; calcium-dependent phospholipid binding. Gene Ontology annotation, biological process: calcium-ion regulated exocytosis. NCBI's taxonomy places the organism in Eukaryota, Metazoa, Brachiopoda, Lingulata, Lingulida, Lingulidae.
UAGAUAGUCAUUGGGUAGAUUGAUUAUUAGGUGUCAUGUUCAUUAGGCCUUCUGGGCAGUGCUAUAUACAGUACAUAUAAGCGCCAGCAUCUUUGUGUGCUCUGUAAUUUAUAUGAGCGGAGGCUAUACUCUUAACAACAGCACUGAUGAUACAAGAUGGCGUCGACCUUCGCUGUAGGACUUGCAGUGGGGGGAGCAGUUGCAGUAGUUGCCAUCAUUGUCACCGUUAUUAUAGUUCUGCUGUGCCGCAGAUUUUGUUUACGAGAGAAGAGCAAUUCUACAGCAUAUGAAGCUAUAGGAGAUUUCAAACCCACAUCUCAGGCCCUUGUCACACCCUCACCAAGUCAGGAAUCUAUGGGCUUGCCUCACCAAAGAAACGUCCAGCCACGCGCAAAGUCAACAUUUGGAACUGGCCCGAGUAUGUCUAGAGAAGCGUUGCUCAGUGUCAGCGACAGCGGGAGCAUCAAGUCGGUGCAAAGUGGGCGGAGUGAGUCGUCUGUUACAAGUGGAGAUAUUAGCAGUACCAGCGUAGACGCUGGAUUAGGUUCUAUUCAGCCUGACCUAUACCAAAGAAAGGAUACUGUGCUACGUCAAACAUCCAAGGACCAAUCAGGAAAACUGGGGAGACUACACUUGAGACUGAAAUAUGAUUUUAAAACAUCUGACCUUAUCGUUCACCUCAUUGAAGCUCAAGAUUUGCCUGCAAUGGACGUUUUCGGCGGAUUCAGUGAUCCUUACGUGAAGAUGUUUCUGCGACCAGAACCAGACAGUAAACUUCGCCAAUCAUCCAUAAAGCGACGGACUCUAAACCCAGUGUACAAUGAAUACUUCAAAUUCCCUGUAACUUUUGAUGAGCUACGCGAAAAAACCUUGUUCGUCCAUGUGUACGACUACGACAAGUUUUCACGAAAUGACAUCAUUGGAGAAGUGUCUGUUCAUCUGGACAGCAUUGACGUCAGCACCAGUGUGGAGGUGUGGUGUGAUAUUGAGCGUUAUUCCGAGGUAACCAGCAAUCUUGGAGAACUCUUGCUUUCCUUGAGCUAUUUGCCCACAGCUGAGAGGCUCACUGUUGUUGUUCUCAAGGCAACAAAUUUGCCGAAAAUUAACUUCGGGGGCACAACAGAUCCUUUUGUGAGGGCAUCCCUAAUACACGAAGGAAAGAGAAUAAAACGGAAGAAGACCUCUGUUCAGAAGAACACUAUCAACCCAGUAUGGAAUGAGGCUUUAGUGUUUCAGGUUCCGGCAGAACUGUUGGACAAAGUUAUCUUAGAGCUAAGUGUGCUGGAUUACGACCUGGUCGGGCACAGCGAGACGAUAGGGAAUAUCACUUUGGGGAGAAAUCAGACGGGGAGUGAAGAGUCACACUGGAGAGAAAUGAUGGAGAAUUUACGAAAGUCUAUCGCUAAAUGGCACUCUUUGCAGAAAGCAAGAUAACCAGAUCAUUUAGUCUGCUGUGACGUUAAUAAGAUAUACUUUAUUCAUCUAGAUAUUGACAAAUUGAUUUCACUGCGGUGCCUGACGGUGGAUUUGAUUAGAUGAACCCGUAAGAAAAAAAUUCCUCGUGAGUUGAUUGUGUGCAUCGUCUGGUAAAUCACCUGAGAGCAAGCAUUUUUAUACGAAAGAAAGGGAUGACAUCUCACUGAAUGAGCAUACUGAAUAUUGUACAUACUCGUAAAAUGCACAUCGGUAUACGUGAAUAAUGAACUUGACAUUUCAGAUUCUCAUUGAAAUAUGUUGCCAAAGGAAAACGAAAGAAAUCGUAUUGCAAAUAAUCAUGUGAAAACCAGUAUGCUGUGAGAAUUCUGAGAGAAAGCAGUAAAGUACCAAUUCCAACCAUAGUGUGGUUUCGUUGGCUUUGGCUUUCUCAAAAUAUAAUGACUGUUUACAUCUGAUAUUAUAUAAUGGAAGUAAUCCACAUCCGCGUUGUGAAUAAUAAAAUAUUAGCGUUAGAGUGCCUGCAAGUUGAGGAAUCUUACCAUAUUUUUGAAACAAAACGUUGUAUGUAAAAAAACUACUAUGACCCGUGGAAAUUUCGUGGAAUGAAGAAAAAAAAGUUUCAUCGUUGUCCAACAGUCUAUAAAUAUCUUGAAAAAAU